Molecule: messenger RNA, 1245 nt
Organism: Ambispora leptoticha
Lineage: Eukaryota; Fungi; Glomeromycota; Glomeromycetes; Archaeosporales; Ambisporaceae
Source: the annotation of a GenBank genome assembly
AUGCAUCAGAAGAUUCAAGACAAAAAAUCGCUGACGACAAUUUCAAAGAAUAAAAAACCAACUAGGAUGAUAAUAAAAACAGCGAAAAGAAUAACCACAACGAAACCAGCAUUAGCAUUCGACGUUCUAGUACAAAUAUUUUUUCACGUGGCUGGGAUUACGAGCAACGACCACACGGAAAUUUUCGAAUAUUCCGUUUAUCAAGAUUUAUACAGCUGUCUGCUGGUAUCGCGAGCAUGGGCACAAGCGGUAGUUCCAAUAUUGUGGAGUCAACCAAUAAGAAAAUAUCAUCCACAGCAAAAUCUGAAAGUUUUAUCCGUGUAUUUGGCGUCGCUUGAUGUGAUUCAACGAGGAUUACUUAAAACUUCCGGCAUCGAUAUUGAUGUCAAACCUUCAACUUCCACGAAGCAGAAAUCACAUCCCGCCAUGAAAUUAGCAUACGCUAGGCACAUCAAGCAUUUGAACUAUGGUGCGUUGAUCGAUUGUUGCCGGAAUUUCUGCAAAAAGCAUUGUGCGAAACGUGGACAAUCAAAUGACUCGUAUUUGUUGCUGAUAAAGACUGUAUUGCAGUUGUUUGCGAAAGAGGGAGCGAGAUUAAAGGUUUUGCAAUUGUAUCCGGGUGUGAAUAGAUAUCAGCGUGGGAUGUAUACACCGUUAACGGUGUAUAAAGAUGUUCAUUGUUUGUUGAGGGAUGUUAAACAUUUGGAGUUGUGUGGAUCUUUUGAUGGUGGUGAUAAUGAAGUUCAAGCGUUGACUUCAAUUUGUAGUAAAGUUGAACAUAUAACGGUUCGAUAUUUUUCCUCGAUAAUAGAUCAAUGGUUAGGUUUACACGCAUACAUCCACAAAAAAUCCAAUGCAUCAGUAUUUCUCAUCCAAUCACAAAAACAUCUCAAAUCACUUACCCUCCAAAAUUGUCAUCUAUACAACAACGAGCAAUUAUGCGCCGCGAUUCUAACCCAGAAAUCAACAUUACAACACGUGACGCUCAAAGAAAUCGAUUUCAACGAGAAACCAUUAAUGUUCACAGCGUUGGCCGAGUGCACGAAUCUCAAAACAUUAACGUUGAGCAGUUGUCGUGGACUUACCUCACCCGACAUGAUUUCUCCUCUGUCUAAACCGGCGUUUGAGAAGCUGCAACAUGUUCGUGUGGUUCCGAAACGUGAUAGUUGUUUGCCAGGUGGUGAACAUUCGAAAAUUUGUAAGGAGUUUAAAAUGUGGGCUAAUAUGAAAACCAGAGCAAUUUAA